AUGCCUCCAGGUCAAGCGCUAGAACCAUCUCUCACAGAGUCCGACUUUAUUCUCUCCUGUCUCCAAGACAGCAUCCGAGUCGAUGGUCGCUCUUUCCUCGCUCCUCGCGACAUCCACAUCUCCUUUGGCGAAGAACUCGGCAACUGCACCGUAUCCAUCAAAGGCACGCGCGUGUCCACUUCUGUCCGCGCGAAUCUCUUCCCCCCACGCUCCGAUCGCCCAUAUGAGGGCUUUCUCCAAAUCACAACUGAUAUCUCUCCAAUGGCUGGUGUCGAAUACGACUCGACCGGUGGAGGAGCCAACUCUUCCGCUCGAGCCAAAGAAGUUCUCUUCGACAGACUCAUCGAGAAAGCAAUCCGAAGAACAGAAGCCGUCGACAGGGAAGCACUUUGCGUGGUAGCCGGCGAACAGGUCUGGAACGUCCACCUCACAGUCCACCUUCUGUCAGAUACAGGCGCAGCAUUAGACGCAGCAGUACUGUGCUCAAUGCUCUCACUACGACACUUCCGUCGACCAGACUACUCGAUCGAAAACGGUAACCAAGUACGCCUUUACUCGAGCGACGAACGUGUCCCAAUCCCACUCGCUAUUCAUCACACACCACUCUGCGUCACUUUUGCCAUCUUCAACGACCUCUCCACUACCACAACCGCAACUGCCAAGUCUCAACCGGAUGACGACCACCUCAUCGACCCAACCUCAGCUUCUGCAGCAGCAAGCACAAGCUCAACAGUAGCUUUACUAGAUCCCACGUUGUUGGAAGAGACGCUAGCGCAUUCUAAGUUGACAUUGGUGCUGAAUGCGCAAAAAGAGAUUUGCGUAUUGGACAAAUCGUACGGCAGUCCGAUUGCACCACAGACGUUGUUGGACUUGAUCAAUGUAGGAUUCAGAAGGAUUCAAGAGUUGACAAAAAAGUUGGAGGAGGCGUUGAAGUUGGAUGCUGAAACGAGGGUUGUUGAAGUCAUCUAG
Molecule: messenger RNA, 969 nt
Organism: Ustilago hordei
Lineage: Eukaryota; Fungi; Basidiomycota; Ustilaginomycetes; Ustilaginales; Ustilaginaceae
Product: putative RRP45 - Exosome complex exonuclease
Exons: 1
Coding region: 1-969 (322 amino acids)
Biological process (GO): nuclear polyadenylation-dependent rRNA catabolic process; TRAMP-dependent tRNA surveillance pathway; U4 snRNA 3'-end processing
Cellular component (GO): cytoplasmic exosome (RNase complex); nuclear exosome (RNase complex)
Source: RefSeq, a predicted model, not a curated record